AUGGGCAUCGUUACCCUGAUCGGCAUGCCUGGCCUCGGGAAAACGACCCUGGCUUCGAAGGCUUACAACAACGAGGAAAUCCAACGGGAGUUCCCCACCCGAAUAUGGGCCUCCGUCUCCCGAGAGUUCAACCCGAGAACCGUCUUUCUCGUCAUCCUCCAUGAAUUCACGAGCAAAGACAUGUCAGCCGAGACAACCUCUGACCUGGCCAAAGCCAUUCGUGCCUCUUUACAAGAUAAGAGGUUCCUUUUGGUCCUGGAUGAUGUAUGGACAGCCAAUGCAAUGUCUACAAUCAAGUCUGCUUUGCCAACGGACAACCCGAAAGGUCAAGUCCUCGUCACCACCCAUCAUGUCCUCGUCACUAAACAGGUGAUGUCUUCCAAAGCUUCGUAUUCUAUUCAAGCACCCCAACGACUCCGUUUGUUGACAAACGACGAAGGUUGGAGACUUCUUCAGUUAAAAGUAUUCGGGAAGGUCGAGGGGGGGCAGUGUCCUCCGCAGCUGCAAGGGCUGGGGAGGCAUAUAAGCCAACUAUGCCGAGGAAUACCGAUGCUUUUGUUGAUGAUAGCAGGGAUUCUUAUGGACUACGUCUCGGUAGCAAAAACGAGCGUUGCCAUAGUGAAGUCGUGGAUAGAGCUAUCUCAGAGCCUGGACAAGUACACGCGCGGUGGGUCGGAUGUUUUUAGGAGCGUUUUGGAAUUGAGUUAUGAUAGGAUGUGUGACGAGUUGAGGGACUGCUUUCUUUAUUUGGGGGUGUUCCGGGAAGAUUACGAGAUCCCGGCUUGGACAUUGACUCGGCUGUGGAUUUCCGAGGGGUUCGUUCGGCCGAGGCAGGGACAGAGCUUGGAGGAGAGAGCAAACGAGAACCUAAAUGAUCUCAUCGACCGCAAUAUAGUCAUCGUCGAUAAACUUAAAAGCAACGGUGGGGUCAAGACGUGCCGAAUUCACGACACAGUGCACGACUUCUGUAGAGCGGUGUCGAAGGAGAAAGAGCAUCUCUUCCAAGUAUUGAGAAAAAAAAAUGGCGACCAAACUUUUGUCCAAAAUACGAACAAUCAGCACCGCCGCAUUUGCAUUCAUUCUAAUGUCUUGGAGGCAAAAUUAUAUAUUAUAUUCAAAAUUUAUAAAAUAUAA
Messenger RNA from Striga hermonthica, 1134 nucleotides. The record is from the annotation of a GenBank genome assembly. Lineage: Eukaryota; Viridiplantae; Streptophyta; Magnoliopsida; Lamiales; Orobanchaceae.